GGCACAGCGCGAAGCCGGGGGGCUGCCAGUCCCAGGCCCGCUGCCACGUCUGCGGGCCGGGCUGCGGGUAACGGCUCCAACGGCCCUAACGGCCCCGGGGCGCUGAGGGGGGCGGCGGGGCGGCCAUGGCGGCUGUGCUGCGGGCCGUGCUGCUGGGCGCCGCCGUGCUGCGCUGCGCCGCCGCCGCGCUCAUCCCCGCGGCCGAGGUGGAGGUGGAGGUGCUGCAGAAGCCGUUCCUGUGCCGGCGGCGGAGCAAGUGGGGGGACCUGCUGCUGGUGCACUACGAGGGCUUCCUGCAGAGCGACGGCGCCAUGUUCCACUCCACUCACAAGCAUAACAAUGGCCAGCCUAUGUGGUUUACACUUGGCAUAAGGGAAGCUAUCAAAGGCUGGGACAAAGGCUUGAAGGACAUGUGUGUGGGAGAGAAGCGGAAGCUAACUAUUCCACCAGCCCUUGCUUAUGGAAAAGAAGGGAAAGGAAAAAUUCCACCUGAGAGCACGCUGAUAUUCAACGUCGACCUUCUAGAAAUUAGGAAUGGACCAAGGUCUCAUGAAUCAUUCCAAGAGAUGGAUCUUAACGAUGACUGGAAACUGUCCAAGCAAGAGGUGAAAAUUUACUUGAAGAAAGAAUUUGAAAAACAUGGAGCAGUGGUAAAUGACACACAGCAUGAUGCUUUGGUUGAAGACAUAUUUGAUAAAGAGGAUGAAGACAGCGAUGGGUUUAUAUCUGCAAGGGAAUUCACGUACAAGCACGAUGAGCUCUAGAGAAGGGUGACACAAUUUUUUUGACACAAAUGGCAGUGACUUAGACUGUCUGGUUCUCUUGUCAUCUUGAUUCUGUGUUUUGGAAUUGACAGCUGCUGUCGGCAAAAAAAAACAACCCAACACUAUGUAUCAAAAGAGAAUUUCUGUUGUUUAUAUAAAAAUGAUUUAAACUAUUUGUAAGUAUGAAAAUGUACUUUUGUGCAGCAAAGAUUUGCACAUUCCAUGUUUUUUAAAUUUUGUAUUAACUUAUUUUUUAGAAAUGAAACCAGAUUUCCACUUUGCAAACAUUUUGAAAAUCAAAAUCCGGUUCAGUGCCUUUCUGUGAUUUGUUUGCGCGUUGAGAUCACUUUCAGUGACUUUUAUGUCCGAAUUCUGGUCUGUGGCUUAAGGUUAAUUACUUUUAACCUUCCUUCUCAUGUGUCAGUGCUUGAAAGGCAGUUUGCUGAUCUUGCUUUUUUCUGCAGCUUUGGAAAAGCUAUACUUGAAAGCAUCAACAUCUCCUAACGCAGCUGAGAAACUGAUACAAAGCUGAAUGAGAGGAAUGUCUGUCCUGUGCUGCUUCUGCUUUUCUCAAGGGAGAGUGUUAUCAACUGUGUCAAUAAUUGCAUGUUUUUUUUCAUUAUGUGAACAAAGUAGGGGGUAAAUGUCACUUUUUCAUUUUUAGUAUCAGGAACAUUCUAGGAAAUAACUGCAGUUUGGAAAACAGCAAGUUAUGCUGCACUGCGGGGGUGGUGUCCUUUACAUACCUACAUAAACACAUUGUUUUUGAAACUCAGUGCUUGUGUUCACAAAGAAAAAAUAAUCCUUGUCCUCAAGUUUUAAGGAUAUCUAAAAGUGUUGCAAAGCUGAAGCUUUUCCCCAUUUUCAGAAGAGAAAGAGCGUUCUAAAUGGAGGGUUGGUAUGUCCUGAAGAAAGCUGCGUUGCUUACCUGCUUUGCUACUGCCUGAAUUGCAGAACUUGUCUCAUCCUUACACCUUUGCUGUAUUUUCACAAGUUAAGCACAGAAAUUAUUUGAAUUUUAAGUAAUAAAGUGAAGUUUUGAGGCAUGAGGUAAACACUACAGUGCUGCAUCUUCAUCUUCAAUGAGGAUUUUAAUUCCAUCUCGUUUGUUUGAACCCUCUCUGGAGAGAAAGAAGCUUAGCCAUCAUCCAUGGGCUCCUAAAUGAGAGGCUGAGGUAUUUCUUGGAAGGAAUUAAAUUGUAUUCUGACACCUCUAAUAGGGGUUUCUGGACAUGGUACUUUAAAAAAAAAAUAAAAUAAAAAAAUUCCCGAGGCUAACCAAGGCUAAAGAGGGACAAAGGCAAAUCUAGUUAUAUAAAAUCAGUGCUGAUGGAUUGUGCUAAUCCCUAACUAGUGCCAAGUGGGGCUCUGCCUUCCAGGUUCUCUAUACAGCAGAUGAGCCAGUUGUUCUCCCUGCCACCUAGUGUUGAAAGUAAGCAUUAGAAGACUGCUUUAUUAGACUUGAGUUGGACAUCAAGGAUUGCUGUAAACAGUGAUUGAUUUUCUGGGGAAAAAAAGUGUAAGUGAAGGUAUGCGAGACUGAAAUCUGCAUUCUUCCAGCAUCUGGUAUUUUGUGGCCAGUGACCUACGUGAUGUGGAGUUGUGGUCACAUAUUUUGUUUUCAAGAACUCAGUCAUGCCAUCUAGUCUGAAACCCAUUUAUACUUUCUCUCCCACAGUGUUCUAUGGCAGUGAGUUUCACAGUAGAACAAUGUAGGAUGGUGCUUCCCUUUGUUUUUGUGCUCAGUGCUUAUCCUGGUUCUUGUGAGGAAAUAAUAAAUAAGCAUUUAAAUCUUCUUACCAGUCAUAAUUUUGCAUGAAACUUUUUUUUUUUUUUUUUCCUCAUCACUGGCAAAUUCAGCUUGCCUAACAUUGUGAGCUGGGUGUCUUGAUUUCUAAAGUCACUAGAGCACUAGGCACUUGGCAGCAGCUCAUCACAUUUAUAUUGUUGGUGUGGGUCAGGAUAGAUGCUUGAUCGAGCAGAGGUACCUGUCUUUCUCCAUUAAUGACGUGGGGAGCCUAGACAAUUCCUGCAACUGAGGCCAAGGAUGGCAAAUGGGAUAUGAAGGUGGCCCUUAGGGCAGCCUUGCUUAGGAUGCAGGAGCCAGCUGGUAACAACCAACCAAAUUGGAAAUGCUGUGUGUACUCUGCUGGGGAGAACAGAACUGAGACUUGGAUUGGGUCUGCAAUGUUUAGCAUAUUCUCUGAACACCUGUCUGGGAAAUUAAAACAUAAAGACAUGAGAUAAAACUUGCCCCUGAUCACCAGACAAAUAGUUAAACCUUUUAAAUGGAUGCUAGUGUGCCUCUUCAGUGAGGACCAAGUGUUUCCUUGGUAUUAAGUACGAGUUGGGAGGCAGAGAAUACUGUGAAAUGUACAUAUGCAUUAUCUUAGAUUUUUAAAGUAUUUCAUAAAAAUGGCUUCCAGUAAACGUGUACCAUAGGCAGUUUGUACCAGCAGACUAUUAAAGCUGCAAGACUGAAA
This is a messenger RNA of Anas platyrhynchos (mallard), 3247 nucleotides long. RefSeq names its product FKBP prolyl isomerase 14 (gene FKBP14). Lineage: Eukaryota; Metazoa; Chordata; Aves; Anseriformes; Anatidae. Gene Ontology annotation, molecular function: peptidyl-prolyl cis-trans isomerase activity; calcium ion binding. The record is from RefSeq and is a predicted model, not a curated record.